Cryptotermes secundus is the source of this 2896-nucleotide messenger RNA. Its product is annotated as rac GTPase-activating protein 1. The record is from RefSeq and is a predicted model, not a curated record. Bases 185 to 2119 code for a protein of 644 amino acids. Gene Ontology annotation, biological process: signal transduction. NCBI's taxonomy places the organism in Eukaryota, Metazoa, Arthropoda, Insecta, Blattodea, Kalotermitidae. The transcript is spliced from 12 exons.
UGGUUAAUUUUAAAGUUGGCUUCGGAGGGAGUCAUCAUACAAUUAAUUUUCAACGACUGCGGUGUAAUCGUGUGAAGUGAAGUUUGGAGUUAUGCUGAUGGUCAUCUAAUAGAGGAUUUUGAGGUUUAUUGACAAAUCCCGGAAAUAGUGUACGGAACAUUUCAGUGAAAUUAGAACAGUGAAGAUGUCACUUUCAUUAUUGGCAUCAUAUGACGACUUGAUAAGAUGUUCAACAGUAUUGGCACAGAGUAGCUGUGAGCCUGAAUUCAUCCGCUUUGCCCUGAAUCAAGAAGGAUGUCGGCAGAAGUGGUUGGCUGCUGUGCUGGAAGCACAGAGACUGCAAGCGGAACUGGAGAAGGCAAAUCAAAACAACACUGUCUUAGAAGCAAAAUUAAAGCAUGCUCGCCUGAUGCUGGAUAAGGAGAAGAAGAAGCGCCUUCUAGCUGAGGGCAGCAGUGCUGCUAUGGAAAAGAAGUUAAACCUUGUGAGGGAUCUUGUUUUUGUUGAGGGUUGUGGAAAGAUAAAUGAUGAAACAAAAGAGAAAUUAGGAUUUUUGAACGUGACUACCAACAGUUUUGCUGGAUAUGAUGAAGUUGCGGGAGGCCAUGACACAGCUCCAAGGCUGCACACAAUCAGUGAGGCAAUGGAUUCAACAGGCUCACUGUUGUCUGACUUAAGCUACUCACGUUCUGAAGAUGAUUUGGAUUCCACUCUGACACGAUGUGGAAAAGUUUGGAAAAAACAUAGACCCUCUCUAACAGCAGGUGAUGACCCACCAAGUGCCAAGAGGCGACGUUCUGCUGUAGAGAAAACCAUUCAGUUUGAUGGGAUGGGAAUGAAUGCAGAAACGGUGGUGGCAACAACAACGCUGACGGUAGGAAAGGAAGGUGGACCCAUCAAGGCGUCGGCCAAGCUGGAGGCAGUUCCGAGCAGUGAACCUCGCAACAUCGGCAGCAGUAAGCAAGAAGAGGUCAAAAACUGGCGCAAUGUGGGCGUCCCAUAUGUCUCAUUGGUACCAUCUGCUCCCAGACAAUGUACAGAUUCUUCUGAAUCAGAUGAACAUGGUUGGGGCUCAAAUCAGAUGACUCCACUGACAUCCAGAAAUACAAAUAUGAGCUCUAAUGUUCGUGGGGGCCACUCUCUUGGUUUGAGCAACAAGCUCAAAGUCCGUACGCAUGAUUUCUGCACUAAGACCAUCAUCUACCCGGAAAAUUGUGGCCCCUGUGGUAAGAGAAUGAAAUUUGGAAAAUUGGCCAUGAAAUGUCGGGAUUGUCGAACAUCGUGUCACCCCGAAUGCAAAGAACAGGUGCCUUUACCAUGUGUGCCAGUGGGCAACACCCCUACUCGAGGAGGGGGUGCCAUGGGAACCAUUGCUGAUUAUACCCCACAUACAGCCCCCAUGAUCCCAUCGAUCAUAGUUCAUUGUGUCAAUGAAGUUGAGCGCCGUGGUCUUAAUGAAGCUGGCAUCUACAGGUUAUCAGGGGCAGAUAAAGAUGUCAAGGGUCUGAAGGAGAAAUUUCUUCGUGCUAAGGGAGUUCCAAACUUGUCAAAGAUAGAUAUCAAUGUAGUGUCUGGUGCCAUCAAGGAUUUCUUACGUUCAUUACAUGAACCUCUGCUCUCAUACACAUUAUGGCACGAUUUUGUAAAAGCUGCAGAGAAUUCUGAUCCAGACGAUGCCAGGGCUGCCAUGUUCCAAGCCAUAUCCGAGCUCCCACAACCAAACAGGGAUACUCUUGCUUUCCUUAUCAUGCACCUGCAAAGGGUAGCAGCAUCCCCUGACUGUAGAAUGCCAGCGUCUAACAUCGCAAAAGUAUUUGGUCCAACUAUUGUGGGGUACUCAAGGACAAACCCUUCACCAGUUGACAUACUGCAUGAAACUAAGAGGCAGCCAGCUGUGAUUGAGCAUCUGUUGAGCAUUCCGAGUGACUACUGGGCCAACUUUGUGAAUGUGGGCACUGCGGUGUCCAUAUAUCCACAAAUUGAACAUUAUCUCACACCUUCACCAGAGCGUUUGAAUCCGCCUGUGGGCAGUGCUUCAAGGAGUGGCUUUACGCCCGCAUCCAGUACUUUUCGGAAGAGGAGCAAGAAGUUUUUUGCCGCUCCGCCAAUUACAAAAUAAAUACAAGAACAAACAGUUUCUCUGUCAACCACAAAUGUGAAGUUGGUGUUGGGCAUUUUUACCUCUUUAAACAAUUUUAGUUUAAGCUUAGUCAUAUCUUGUUCAAGCAUACUGUAAUUAUUUACAUAUAGGUCACUUUUGAUUUAGAAAUGUCUGUAUUAAAAUAUGUUUGCCAGGGACGUUCUUGUAGUAGUGUUCUGAUGAAGUUAUGAAAAAAUCAAAAUUGAGGAUAAAACUAUUGUUUGAAGAAGACGUUUUAGUUCAAAGAGAUAUUUGGAACAAAUUUGCCUGUCUUUCAUGUGUAUGUAAUACAGCAAAAUCUCUGCUUAAUGAAUGUCUGUGGAAAUGGCUUUUCUUACACUAAAUUGAGGUUUUCAUUAUAUAGAUGUUCUGAUAAAUAACAUGAAGAAAUUUCAUCUUUUUAUAAGGCAUGUGUAUAUAUUAUGAUAAUAUGAAGGCUGUUCGAAUGGAACACACAUGUUAGAGACUUCAAGAAAGCACUACAGGGCUAUUAGUUCAGGUCUGAUGAAGAUGUGAAGGUUCAGUGAUGGUGGUUCUGGCAGCAGCCCAGGUAGUUCUUGCAGAGGGAGCCAUCAUCAGGUAUGUCAGUGGGAUACCUGCCUCAGUGUCCAUGGGGACCAGUCAUAGCAGCCUCUACUCCUCUCACCAGAAUAAUCCUUGAACAGGUUCCAUUUGAACAACCUUCAGUUUGUAAGUUUUGAGGUUUUCACGGCGAUGACAAUGAAGAAAGUCGUCUUCUGGGUUUAGGCGCCGUGU